AUGGUACCAGCGUGCAGUAGAGUAUACAGUCUUGCUGUCAGUGAUACUGGUGAUAUCUUUUUCACAGAUGUCGAUGCACGUAAAAUAGGCAAGGUCGUGGAAGGCAAUAGAGCAGAAUAUACCAUCGGAUCAGAAGGAGAAACACCUCAUGAUGGUUGCGAUAAAACAGCCGCAUUUGUUCAGCCAACAGGCCUUUGUAUCGAAGGACAUUUUCUAUAUCUCACUGACACAGGAGCCGGAGCACUAAAGCUUAUAUCCCCCAUUAAGCCAAUUGCUAAUUUCCUGAAGCAUGUGCGGCUUUUGUAUACAUCGCAUGGUAUCCAUUCUCCACCAGCAUCUUUGGCAACUGCAACGCGUCUCCUGGACGAUGCAACGAGUUAUUUCGAAACAGCUGUAGAAGAGGCGAAGUUGAAUGCAGGAGGCAGAAGAACUGUUGAAGGACCACACAAGGUGCCUUCCUCCAAGACAGUUGCCAGCAUAAGGAUGACACUAGAGGCCCUUUGCUGUAUAGAAAAAGAGUUAACGACCGUCAAUCCAGCCUACAUUGAGCAUGUGAAUCCCAAAUCCCUUGUCACCUUAAUAGUUGAGCACUUCAACUCUAAAAUGAGAGAGGUGUAUGAAGUUCCUACUGUCAUCCAGUUUUCUCAUCAAUUUCCUGUUGCUGUCGAGGAGACUGUCAAAAGAACCACCAACUGCGGCUUUAACUACUUUACCAACAGAAGCAGCUAUUAUGACGUACCGGAAAAUAUGGUUAGUUUUGAAGAACUGCCUGACAUCCCUCGUCCACCCAAACAGAACGGUACACAGCAAGACCUGUCCACAAUGCGAAAAAGGGCAAAGGAGUACCGAAGGUCGUCGCGGCAACUAACUGUACGUGCCAAGUCAACAAAGGAUAACCCGGGCACCCUGCCUGUAACUGCUUACGGUCGUUGAGGACUUGUAGCAAACCCCUCUUCUUCAUUGUCAGAGAUCUGCCGCAACAUACAUGUGGAUUCAGAUACUCCAACCAGUGACGACGAGGAUGAUUUCGAUGUUGAUUGUGUGCCAGUACCGAUGAAUUGUGUUUCCACCAUUACGUUUAGCAAAGGUUCAACCCUUUUGAUUUCGCGUGAUGAAAGAGUUUCGGGCCCAUUUUUACUAGGAAACCUUGCCCAAGACUGGAAACCCCGGAUGUUGACGGACACUGCGAAAGUCCAUAUUUACGCACCUGAUCCAGAAGACUGUUUGCUCCUACAAUAUGAAUUCACCGGUAUUGUGAAGUUGGAUCAGGUCGUUUGCCAGCUAAAAGGUGAUGAAGGCAUUACUUAUCUUGAAGAUGAUUUUCAAUUACAAAUGAAUGAAGAGGUCUAUCAUCAGUGCGUGAUGCAGCUUAGCAGAGUUACAACAACGAAGCCUUCACCUGAGCAAACAGAACCAGCAUCCGGUGGCCAUACAUCUAGAGGGCGUCCUCUUCGUCUGCCACAUAGAUUAGGAGAAUAA
Messenger RNA from Porites evermanni, 1479 nucleotides. The record is from the annotation of a GenBank genome assembly. NCBI's taxonomy places the organism in Eukaryota, Metazoa, Cnidaria, Anthozoa, Scleractinia, Poritidae.